AUGUCCAAUGUCGACGUGUAUGAUGGGGUCUCGCCGGUCUGGGAGAACUUUCUCUGGCGCCAUCAUCAGCAGAAUUGCACACCCAUACAAGUAGGUACCCUGAAAUAACUUUUUUUAAUUAGAAAAAGUAUUGAAUUUUUAAUAUAUAAUUGAAUACAAAGAUCGCAAAGGUAUUCCAAAUUUUCUGAAUAUUUUAUGAUAAUUGUCGACCAAAAUGUACGUCAAAAAUGAUGACAUAAAUCUCAAACUCUGAAUUGUAAUCCUUUCCAAGGAAAAGUGCAAGGAGUUCCGAGAAUGAAUUGACAAUAAUUAAGGAUGGGAAGUUCAACUUGUGGUUCAAAUCUUUGAGGUCUAAUUGCAACUUCAAUUAUGUUAUCCAUAAAAAUAUUUUUUAUCUUUAAUAGGAGAAUUAAAAAACAAGUAAAAAACUUUUUUUUCAAUUUGAGAAUAACAUACAAGUCUUUUCAGGAGAGUAUUCCAGAAAAGGUAGACUCCCUUCCCAUCCAGCUCUUAUUCUCGGUCUUAUAUUUAACAGUAUGGCUAUGCGCAAUCACGGGUAAUUUGUGUGUCAUAUACGUUGUUACACUGAAACAGGUGAGUCUCUUCUCUUUUAUAAUGUUUCAAAAAAACUUGAUACAUGAUGAUGUAUAUUGUAACAAGUUUUCAGGUAUCUCUUUCUGCCGUUCGUUCUGUAUUUAUUUGUUCGUUGGCGGUCAGCGACAUUGUAAUGUCGCUAACAUCGCUCCCCAUCACCGCGGUGUCAAUAUUUACGAGGGAUUGGGUGUUCCCUGGGAUUUGUUGUAAACUGAUGGGGCUCUUUCAGGUGAGUUCUGUUUGAUCAUUCUAGAAGUGGCAAGCUCCUGUUAAAAAAUUGAGUGAUAGUACAGUAAUUUUUCGAUAUAAGACUCUCAUAAUUUUUCUAUUUCUUUAUGAACUUAGUUCUCUGUAAGGAGAUUCCUCUUGGUAUAAAGUUAUAUAUCUCCACCGAAAUCGUUCAUUAUAAAUACAACCGGUUACAGCUGCCGGUGUUAGCUCCACAGAGGAUUCCCUGUAACUUUUAUUUUUCAGGGCGGGAGUGUAUUCGUCUCUAGUUUCACACUCACAGCCAUCGCCGUGGAUCGAUAUAUUCUGAUCAAGCAUCCGGCUUCUUCUGUAAGUUUCUCAAGUCGUUUUUGCAUCUCAAUCUCCCUAUUUCAGAAAGUAAACUUCAACAAAGCCUUGUACAGCGUCAUACUAAUAUGGAUAAUGGGAUAUCUCUUUGCGUUGCCUGUAGGGAUUUUCUCGACCACCGAAUCGUAUUAUCCAUUCUGUGGGUCGUUUUGUGAAGAGACAUGGUAUGUUAACACACAUUUUCUAUAAAUCUAAUGUUGCUUUUUGCAUUUUCAAAAAAUAUUUUUUUUUUGAUGACUAAAGUAAUACUCAUACAUACUUUUUAUCGAAUUUUCCAAAUUUCAGGCCGGAUACAAAUAAUCGAGGGGACUCUCAGAUGCGCAAAACAUACGGUGAGUUAAUUUUGACAGAGAUACUGUGAUUUUUCACAUCUUAAAUUCUAUAAUCCACAAAAAUUUCAGGGUUAGCAGUGUUAAUAAUUCAAUUUGGCCUGCCUUUGGUGAUCUCAUCUCUUUGCUACUACAGUAUUGGGCGAAUUAUUAGUCGGCAAAUCAAGAAACGACAUCAACAACAAAUAUUGCUGCAGGAUAAUCAACAUCGACUCGAAAAUCGAAAACAUCGGUCGAAUCGGUAAGCCUUUACUUACUAAUUCUGCAUAACGUGGUAAGUAAAAUUGGAGAAGUUUAGAGAAAAAUUUUGCUUCUUGGUUUCUAUCGUUCAAAUAAGAUUUCGAAUGGGCAACUUCAAAAACGAGGGGCUUUCAAUUUUUAAUGCAGUUUCUGCAUAACGCGAGUUCCAAAUUAUAUCGGAGUUCAUACAGUAUCAAAAAAAAUCUAAAAUUUUCAAAACUUUUCAAGCGGAAAUGUUCGAAAUUUGAAAAUAAAGACAACAAUCUAAGCAUUGAAUUUCCAGAAUGAUGGUGGCCAUGGUCGGUGGUCUGGUCUUAGCCUGGCUCCCCAUGAACCUCAUCAACUUGAUGCGAGAUUUCGACGCUUCUCCCGACCGUUUCUCCGACUGGUAUUCCCUAGUUUUCGCCGGCUGUCAUGUGGUCGCGAUGACUUCGGCUGUCUGGAAUUUCGUUAUCUACAGCUGGUUCAACCUGCAGUUCAAACAGACCCUGCUUCAGGCCUGUAAUCAGCAUACGAAGCAGAGCGGUUACAAUGUCGUAACGAGGGCCAAGUCCGUGGCCACGGAAGGGCCAGAGUUUUAG
Bursaphelenchus xylophilus (pine wood nematode) is the source of this 2320-nucleotide messenger RNA. Lineage: Eukaryota; Metazoa; Nematoda; Chromadorea; Rhabditida; Aphelenchoididae. The record is from the annotation of a GenBank genome assembly.